This is a messenger RNA of Protobothrops mucrosquamatus (brown spotted pit viper), 2046 nucleotides long. Its product is annotated as vomeronasal type-2 receptor 26-like. Gene Ontology annotation, biological process: G protein-coupled receptor signaling pathway. Gene Ontology annotation, cellular component: membrane. NCBI's taxonomy places the organism in Eukaryota, Metazoa, Chordata, Lepidosauria, Squamata, Viperidae. The coding region runs from base 1 to 2046 and encodes 681 amino acids. The transcript has 5 exons. The record is from RefSeq and is a predicted model, not a curated record. Gene Ontology annotation, molecular function: G protein-coupled receptor activity.
AUGUCUGUCUUGCCAAAACGUUUAAAGAUUCAGGAAUACUAUUACAGGCCUGGUGAUCUCAUUAUUGGUGGGAAUUUUCCCCUUGGCGUUUAUAGUAACAGUGUCUACCUAGACUUUACAAUGGACCCAUUAUGGUAUUCUGUUACCUUUGUAGCCAUUCCCAACAACUACCACCAGUUCCUGGCCUUGGUGUUUGCAGUCACAGAGAUCAACAAGGAUCUCUUUCUCCUCCCCAACAUCACCCUUGGUUUCCACAUGUAUGACAAUGUCCAGUGGGAAAGGAGGAUUUCUUUAAUCAGCCUUUUUCUGCUCUCCACACGUGACCAAAUGGUUCCAGGUUAUAAAUGUGACCAGCAGGACCCUCUGAUUUCUGUCAUUGGAGGUGACAACGCCAAAUCCUCAAUAGUGAUGGCUUCCAUCUUCAGCAUCUUCAAGGUCCCACAGCUCAGUGUUGGCUUUGGAUCCACUGGAGGAGACAGAAGAGUUUAUCCUUCCUUCUUCCAGAUUAAUCCCAAGGAAUUUUCUCAGUAUGUGGGUUUAGUCCAGUUGCUUUUGUAUUUCCAGUGGAACUGGGUUGGGCUUCUGGCUCCUAAAAAUGACAUUGGAGAACAUUUCAUUUCAACUUUGAUGCCAAUGCUCAAGGAGAAGGAAAUCUGCUUGGCCUUCACUCAAAUGCUGCAAAAUUUUGAAGAUAUGGAGCAGUUUUUUUUAUAUUCCAAAAUUUGGCUCAAAGCUGAUGUUGUUGUUUUCUUUGGAGACUCUGCAACUGUUGAGCUUUUUCAGUGUGGUCUGGAGUUUUAUGUAAUUCAUGAAAGGGAACCACUUCAGAAUGUUUGGAUCCUAACUUCCUCUUGGAAAUUCAGUGUAAUGGGAAAUGUAGAUAUAUGGAAAUAUCUAAAACCCUUGAAUGGAGCUUUGCAUUUUAGGGAUCACACUGGUGACAUCUCAAAAUUCAGCAAUUUCCUCCUGUCUUUAGACCCCUUGAACCCACAAGGGGAUAUGUUUCUCCCGUUAUGGUGGGAAAGGGUCUUUGAAUGCGACUUCCGCAAACCAGGAGAGAGGAGAAGCCUUCCAGAGGGCAAGCAGGUCUGCUGCUACCAAUGUUUACCAUGUCCAGAAGGGACCGUUUCUAAUCAAACAGAUACAGCUCGCUGUGAUCCCUGCCCAGAAGACCAGUAUCCCAACAAGGACAAGGACCACUGCAUUGCCAAGAAGAUCCACUUCCUUGCCUAUCAAGAUACCCUUGGAUACAUUUUAGCCUCUCUCACUCUUUCUCUCUGUAUGAACACAUUGGCAGUUCUGGGAAUUUUCCUUAUGCAUCGUCACACAUCAAUUGUCAAGGCCAACAACCGAGAUCUCACCUACAUCCUCCUGGUCUCCCUCCUGCUCUGCUUUCUCUGCUCCUUCCUCUUCAUUGGUCGACCCAGGAAACUCACCUGUCUCUUCCGACAAACUGCCUUUGCCAUUGUCUUUUCCCUUGCAGUUUCCUCUAUCUUGGCAAAAACUACCAUGGUGGUUCUGGCCUUCAUGGCCACCAAGCCAGGGAACAGGGCAAGGAAAUUCUUAGGGAAAGCACUGACCAACUCCAUUGUUAUCACCUGUCCCCUGAUCCAAACAGUUAUUUGUGCCAUCUGGCUGGUAACCUCUCCCCCAUUUCCUAACAUGGACUUCCACUCCUUGGUUGGAGAGGCCAUCUUGGAAUGUAAUGAAGGCUCAGCUUCAAUGUUUUACACUAUCCUUGCCUACUUGGGUUUUUUGGCCCUCGUCAGUUUCACAAUGGCCUUUCUAGCUAGGAAAUUGCCAGACAGCUUUAAUGAAGCCAAGUUCAUUACUUUUAGCAUGCUGGUCUUUUGCAGUGUUUGGAUCACUUUCCUCCCCACCUACCUGAGCACUAAAGGGAAGUCUAUGGUGACUGUGGAGAUCUUCUCCAUCUUAGUCUCUGGGGCUGGUCUCUUGGCUUGUAUCUUUUCCCCCAAGUGUUAUAUUAUCCUAUUGAGGCCUGAUCUGAAUAAGAGAGAAAAUAUAAUGAGGCGCAAGAAUCUCUGA